Aureobasidium musti is the source of this 807-nucleotide messenger RNA. The record is from the annotation of a GenBank genome assembly. NCBI's taxonomy places the organism in Eukaryota, Fungi, Ascomycota, Dothideomycetes, Dothideales, Saccotheciaceae.
AUGGCUUCUUCCGCAACAACAAGCAGUCCUCUAAAGAUCGUCAAGCGACCCUGGAAUGCACGUGGCCAUGCUGACCACGGCUGGCUCUACACCUUCCACACUUUUUCUUUCGCGUCCUACUACGACCCCAGUCACGAGUCUUUCGGCCCUCUGCGUGUGAUAAACGAAGACCGCGUGGAGAAAGGCACAGGCUUUGGCACUCAUUCCCACGCCGAAUUCUUGAUCUGGAGUUAUAUUGUCAGCGGCGAACUCGAACACAAAGACAGCAUGGGAAACCUCGAAAACUUGAAACGUGGAGAGGUGCAAUUUACCUCUGCAGGCACGGGAAUCAGGCAUUCGGAGUAUAACCGCAAGAGAGAUGAAGAUGUGCAUUUCUUGCAGAUUUGGGCAAAGCCGUACACGAGAGGAUUGAAGCCUAGCUAUGUGACCAGAAAGUUCACAGACGAGAUGAAGGAAAACAAAUUGGUGAGGAUCAUGGAAGAUCUCAAGAGACACAACGGCAAAGACGCUGAAGACCAACCCAUCCCUUUGCAUGCGGAUCUGAGUAUGGAUGCCAGUAUCUUGAGUCCUGGCAAGAGUGUUGUCCACGAGAUCGUUGCCGAGGGCAAGAGAAACCUCUUUGUCCAUCUUGUUAUGGGCGGACGCACGCAACCCAAGUCAGGAGGUGCAAAGAUCAGAGUUGGCGGUAUUGAGUUGGGCGAGGGCGAUGGCGCUUACAUCACCAAUGCUACCGGGCCAGGAAAGAUCGAGGUCGAGAGUGUGGGCGACAAGCCUGCUGAGUUUUUGCUGUUCGAUAUGGGUCUGUAG